AUGAGAAACUGUAUAUAUGUUCCCACUGUGGAGAAAAAAAGAGCCUUCAGCAGCAGCUCCGAUCUCUUGACCCACGAGAGGACCCACGUGGAUGAGAAACUGUAUAUAUGUUCCCACUGUGGAGAAAAAAAGAGAAUCCGUGCAGGGCAGUCCUCCCAUAUCUGCUCCCACUGUGGGAAUAAUUUUGGCUGGAUUCCUAAAGGGAGGCUCAGCGCAGACAGAGAAAAAUGUUUCAUGUGUUCCGAGUGUGGGAAAUGCUACAUUCGGCAGUCAGACUGCCUUAAGCACCAGAAAACACACACCGGAGAGAAACUGUAUAUUUGUGCAGCCUGUGGCGAAAAGUUUGCGACCUACACCUCUCUCAAAGUGCACCAGAUGAUCCAUCGAGGACAAGACACGUUCACAUGUUUGCAUUGUGGGAAAUGCUUCAUGUCCGGGUCACGUCUCUUACUGCAUGAGCGGAUCCACAAGACCACAUGCUCGUACUGCGGGAAAAGCUUCAGCCGAAAAUCAGAGCUGUGUGAACACGAGAGGACUCACGCAGCCACAGAGUAGCCUUCUUUCAAGUGCAGGAAAAGAUUUUCUGAACCUGAGACGACAGAGCCCAACUUGAAGGGCUUAGAGAUACACAUGACCUCUGAAAACCUUGGCUGUGGUUGCUGGCAGGUUCCAAGAUAUAUUACCCAAGAAUGUUUUUUUUAAUGUGUCAGAAGUAGAAAAAACAUUUCAAUAAUUUACUAGAAAGUAAUUGUAUUAACUAGGGCUGUGCAGGGAUUCCGAUUCGGAGCAUUUAAGAGCGUGAAUGUAGCAACUCUCUGUAAUUCCUUAAAGCAGUUUUGUUUUCCUAGGAUCCUGUGCUAGCUCGGAGAGCAACUGCCUUGUUGGAGGAAAAGACAUAGCUGCUUUAAAGCAUUGCAGGCUGAUGCUACGUCGGCACACCGAGUUAUUUUCCAGAGAUCAAAUCCUAAAUCAAACCACAUAGUCCGUCUAUUAGCUAAACUGGAUUGCAAUUAAAUUUGAAGACAAUGGAACCAAAUGGAGUAUUUUUCAUGCUCCCAGUGCUACUUUUUAGACAGCACACAAGGGCUUGACGCUCCAAGCUUGGGUGAGCCUUAGGAGAGAAGAAUUUCAUAUAUGAAUUUCUUUAUGAUUUCAUAUUAAAAGAAAAACCACCUUUCCAAUGUCGCUCUAAACUCCAAGGUGGUUUGUGAACCAUACUUAGAAAUGCAGAAUUGCUAAAAGUGGUCUUAUACGUUGGAUUUACGUGUUCAGAAUGUUUGCAAAAAAGGAUGUACGCCUGGAAGAGAAUACCCUUUGGCCUCUGAUGGCACAGAAUGGCAGAAUCUUCCUUUGCCCAGAAACAUGUGGUGGAAAUUGAGAUGGCAGACAGAAGGCUGAUGUCAUAGCUGUCACUGAACUUGGUGCUAUACCUCGCCACUGUAGUUAAAAAAAGAAAAAAUGUCCGGCAAAAAAGCGGGAAGACGCAGCCCUGUGGGCAGGUUGAGAUGGGAGUUUCACUGGGGAAGCUUGAAGUAAAGCAGCCUUCCCCAGCCCAGGUCCAGAUGUUUUGAAACUACAGUACCCAGAAUUCCUAGCAAGAAUGUUCCUUGGCCAGGUUGUUAGAGAAUUCUGGGAGUUUCCAAGACAGUGGGAAGUUUGCGUCAUUCAUUCAUUCAUUCAUUCAUUCAUUCAUUCAUUCAUUCAUUCAUUCAUUCAUUAUCUCUGUCUCCCCACCUCCUUAGCACUUAAAACUAUUUUAAGCAUCACUUCCCCUUUUUUCACUUUCAUUCUUUUAUUCUUACCCGUUGGACCCCCUGGACCUAUUUCUGUGUCAAUGUAUUUUAAGAUUGCAUUGCUAAGCCCCCCUUUUUAGCCUUUAAUUCUUUCAUCACAAACUUCUAUGUCUUCUCAGAGGACAUUCUGGUGAACUUAAUGGGAAUUUCUGAUCUAAACAUGAUCAAAAGAGGGGCCACAUACCCAUUAAGAAUUGGAAUAAAGAACAGCCUUGUCUAUCGCCUUGAACAACCACAGGCCCUAAUGAUGAAAGCUUAUAUGUUUAGCAACUUGCUGCUGUAGAAAUGCAGCGUGUUCAGAGGGUUUGAAAUACGAUGUACAAUACUAGUACGUGUGAGUCUGAAGUAAUAUUCCAUAUAUUACAGUGCACCAGAUUGUUUCAGUAGGACUGUUAAUGUGUUAUUCCUCUGUAAAGGCUAUUGGCACGUAUUGCAAAUUAAAUAACAAAUAGCAUAUUGAUCAGCCUAACAAGGCACUAUAUAAUUGCAUACAAGAGAAGAAAAAGAAGGGAAGUAUUUAAUUGAAAGAUCAGAAAUGCAGAUGUACUGAGAGAGAAUACUUUUUAAUCUCUUUUCUGAUGUCAGACUGACUAUUACUCUUCAAAAUGCAAAAUGAAAUGGAACUACACUGAUCUGGCAGUAGAUAACCCUAAUUUUCCAUGGUUGAAUUCUUUUCUAAUUUUCAACAAUAAAGUGAAAUAUAUUUG
Messenger RNA from Python bivittatus (Burmese python), 2500 nucleotides. Its product is annotated as zinc finger protein with KRAB and SCAN domains 1-like. The record is from RefSeq and is a predicted model, not a curated record. NCBI's taxonomy places the organism in Eukaryota, Metazoa, Chordata, Lepidosauria, Squamata, Pythonidae.